Messenger RNA from Clunio marinus, 294 nucleotides. Lineage: Eukaryota; Metazoa; Arthropoda; Insecta; Diptera; Chironomidae. The record is from the annotation of a GenBank genome assembly.
AUGUCUGACUCCGAAGAAUCAUCACCCACGAUUAAUAUUAUAAAAGAAGAAUCUGAAUUUCAUCUAGCAGAAGAACAACUUAAUUCAAGUGCAUUCGAUAUACCAAUUCUAUCACGUGAAUCUAUCAAUUUGGUAAUUGAAAAUAAUUCGGUUCAUUUGCAUUCACAGCAAAUUCACCACGUGGAAGAAGAAGAAGAAAAUAAUACAAUGAGUGACAGCGGAAUAAAAAUUCAACCACUUGAUUCUACAAAUUAUGAAUCGUGGAAAAUACAAAUGCGUGCCGUGCAGUGUUAA